Selaginella moellendorffii is the source of this 2309-nucleotide messenger RNA. Its product is annotated as transcription factor MYB36. Lineage: Eukaryota; Viridiplantae; Streptophyta; Lycopodiopsida; Selaginellales; Selaginellaceae. Bases 752 to 2191 code for a protein of 479 amino acids. The transcript has 3 exons. The record is from RefSeq and is a predicted model, not a curated record.
UGUUUUUGAUUUCUCCAUUCCGCCAGCAGCAGCAUGUGCAUGCAAUCUUUGUCCUUACGCUGCAAUUCAAGUCUGCGAUUUGGAUGUGCGCUUCGAUCGCCAGUGCUCACCGGCGCUGCCAGCGCCGACGAAAGGCAUCCUGACAAUGAUGCAAACAAGCUUCUCCAACGCCAUCACUCCUCCAAAUUCUCGCCUAAGCUCUGUAAGUCCUGCACGGAAGUCUCCUCCAGCGCCUCCUGGAUCUCGCUGCUUAUGACGAUAGCAGUCGUCAAUCUGGUGAAAGUGGCCAGUGCUCAACGAGAAAUUGCUCCAUUUUCACUCUUCUUUUUCCUCUUUUUCCUCUUCUCCUUCCUCUCGCAGCGCAGACUUCCCAGGAGAAAUGCCUAGUGAAAGCUUGCGCUUAUAAAUUCUGUGCAGCGCUGCCCACUGCUGCUACUGCUGCUGCACUGAGCAACUGGAAUUGUCUCUGGAAAGAUCUCCGAUUUCGUUUGUUGGAGCUGCUGCGCUCCAGUCUCCAGUUGAUGCAUGCACACAUUCUCUCAUUCUCUUCCAGCCUUUAGGAGUGAAGCAAGCAAGUAAAACUUAUAGUGUGUGUCCUUCAGUCCUUUGGUCCUUUGCUUGCACCGAGCUUUCCUUUUUUAUACUUUAUUUCUUCUCUUUCGCGAAGUUGUUCCUUCUUCUGCAAUAAUCUGUUUUUUUCCUUCUUUUUCUUCACUUUUUCUAUUUUCUCGUAACCAGUUUCCCCCGUCGCAUGGGGCGACACUCGUGUUGCCAGAAACAAAAGCUUCGCAAAGGUUUGUGGUCGCCCGAGGAAGACGAGAAGCUUGUCAAGUGCAUCACCACUUACGGCCAUGGCUGCUGGAGCAAUGUACCUCGGCUUGCUGGACUGGAGAGAUGCGGGAAAAGCUGCAGAUUGAGAUGGAAGAAUUACCUCCGCCCCGAUCUCAAGCGCGGUGCUUUCUCGCUUCAAGAGGAGAAACUCAUCAUCGAUCUUCAUGCGAUCGUUGGCAACAGGUGGUCGCAAAUCGCUACACAGCUCCCCGGCCGCACCGACAAUGAGAUAAAAAACUUUUGGAACUCGUGCAUCAAGAAGAAGCUCAAGCGCCUGGGGAUAGACCCAAAGACUCACAAGCCCAUAAUGAACGACGCGGCGGGCUCGAGCAUCGGCAAGAAUUUGCCACAGUUCCCUCCCUGCGACGACAUCUCUUCCUUCAAAUCCGGCUCCGCCGAGUCCGAGUCCUCGCAGUCCCAACCGGGCGAUCACAGCGACCUCAAAUCCUCCAAGCUCUACCCCUACAACAUCAAUCUCGAAGCCCAUCCUCGCUUGGGCCGCAGCUUCUCCGACACCAAACUCCUCCGCAAUCCAGCACUGGUUGGCGAGCUGCAAAUCAAUCACCACGAGAGCUGCAACUCCAGGAGCGUCGUCAAUCCACUUGCAUCGCCUGGAGUGGUGAAUUCAGAAGGAGGAGGAGGAGCUGCGAGAAUUCUGUUGAGGAACUUCUCCGAUUUGAGCAACGUGUCGAGGGAUUCCAGGAUUUACAACGAGUGGAUGAUCACCAGGCCCGGCGUGGAAGAUCACUCACCUCUAGUUCCAGUAGCCAGUCACAGUGCUAACGAAGCGAUCUUCUCGAGCCCACUGCAAAGCAUGAGACCGGAUAAUCACUGGGCUAGUACUCCAUCAGGCCGCGGCAGCUACAAUCCAGACUUUGAUCAUCGCUCAAGUACUAGUACUUUCGAUGGGAAUCCGGCAGGGGAGGAGCACCAGGGGGAUGAGAUGAGGCAGCAAUUCCCCGGGAGCACCACUGGCGCUGUUCUUCCGGCCAUCGUGCAUUUGAAUUACAACAACGCUUUCGCUACUCACACCGGAUCCAAUUUCAUGUAUCAAAUCUGCGAUGCAUCGCCGCCAGCGGUGGCUUCCUUUGAUCACCACCACCACCAUCACCCGCAGUAUCAGCAGCACCAGCAACAGCCUUACGAUCUGGCGGCCGUUGACUUUGCGCUGACGAACGACGGUCAGAGCAGGUCAACGCAGUUUGACAGUGGCAUGGGUUUUACGUUCGGCGGUGGUGGCGGAGGAGGUGGCGGCGCCACCACCGCGUCAAAGAUUCCAAGUUUUGAUUCCGGCAUCAAGUCCGAGCUGGCGGCUUCCGAUUGGCAGUCAUCCUUGGCAGCGGCGCUACAACACAUGUGAGUGAUGAAAAGAAAAUGUAUAUAAAUUUUACUUACACAGGCACACAUACAUGUAUACCAUCCAUUCAUUCACUCGAUCGAGCUCGACAAAUAAAACCAUGUGACUACAUUUUUAUUUC